Molecule: messenger RNA, 4507 nt
Organism: Solea solea (common sole)
Lineage: Eukaryota; Metazoa; Chordata; Actinopteri; Pleuronectiformes; Soleidae
Gene: kcnh1b
Product: potassium voltage-gated channel, subfamily H (eag-related), member 1b
Exons: 11
Coding region: 334-3207 (957 amino acids)
Biological process (GO): potassium ion transmembrane transport; regulation of membrane potential
Cellular component (GO): membrane
Molecular function (GO): delayed rectifier potassium channel activity
Source: RefSeq, a predicted model, not a curated record
AAAAUGUGCGAUUUUUGUCUCCAGAUCCUGAAAAAUCUGUGAUGAACCUUUAAUGAGAGGAGAUCUACACCUGCACCUCUCUCUCUCUCUCUCUCUCUUCACCCCUCUCUCUGUCUGUCUCUCUCUCUCUCUCGCUUCACCCCUCUCUCUCUCUCAGCAGGCUCGCUAUUGGCAGAUGGUUGCAGCACGAGCUCAAACUGAGCAGUGUGUGUGUUUGUGAGAGAGAGAGAGAGAGAGAGAGAGAGAGAGAGCGAGAGAGCUCGUGCAUCAUCAGAGAUGUGAGCAGCGGCGGGAAAACAGCAGCAGCUGUCUCGAGGACAGACAAACGGCAGGAUGGCGGGAGGACGGCGGGGUCUCGUGGCCCCUCAGAACACUUUCCUGGAGAACAUCGUCCGCCGGUCCAACGACACAAACUUUGUCCUGGGAAACGCUCAGAUCGUGGACUGGCCGAUCGUCUACAGCAACGAUGGUUUCUGCAAACUGUCGUGUUAUCACCGAGCCGAGGUCAUGCAGAAGAGCAGCACCUGCAGCUUCAUGUACGGAGAACUGACGGACAAAGAGACGAGCGAGAAGGUUCGACAGACCUUCGAGAACUACGAGAUGAACUCGUUUGAGAUUCUCAUGUACAAGAAAAACCGAAUGCCAGUGUGGUUCUUCGUGAAAAUCGCUCCGAUCAGGAACGAGCAGGACAAAGUGGUUCUGUUCCUCUGCACCUUCAGUGACAUCACCGCCUUCAAGCAGCCAAUCGAGGACGACUCGUCAAGAGGUUGGGGUAAAUUUGCUCGUCUGACUCGGGCGUUGACGAGCAGCAGAGGAGUUCUCCAGCAGCUCGCUCCUGCCGUCCACAAAGGAGAGAACGUCCACAAACACUCGAGGCUGGCAGAGGUUCUCCAGCUGGGCUCGGACAUCUUGCCUCAGUACAAACAGGAAACCCCGAAGACGCCGCCGCACAUCAUCCUGCACUACUGUCUCUUCAAGACCACGUGGGACUGGGUCAUCCUCAUCCUCACCUUCUACACCGCCAUCAUGGUGCCGUACAACGUCUCCUUCAAGACCAAGCAGAACAACGUGACGUGGCUGGUGGUGGACAGCAUCGUCGACGUCAUCUUCCUCGUCGACAUCGUCCUCAACUUCCACACCACGUUCGUGGGCCCGGCGGGCGAAGUCAUCUCCGACCCCAAACUCAUCCGCAUGAACUACGUCAAGACCUGGUUCGUCAUCGACCUGCUGUCCUGUUUGCCGUACGACGUCAUCAACGCCUUCGAGAACGUGGACGAGGGCAUCAGCAGCCUCUUCAGUUCCCUCAAAGUCGUCCGCCUGCUGCGUUUGGGUCGCGUUGCCAGGAAACUGGACCACUACAUCGAGUACGGAGCUGCCGUGCUGGUGCUGCUGGUGUGUGUUUUCGGCCUGGCCGCUCACUGGCUCGCCUGCAUCUGGUUCAGCAUCGGAGACUACGAGGUGAUCGACGAGGACGCCAACGCCGUGCGCAUGGACAGCUGGCUGUAUCUGCUGGGCGAGACGGUGGGGACGCCGUACAGGUUCAACGCCUCGGGCUCGGGCCGCUGGGAGGGCGGGCCCAGCAAAGACUCGGUCUACAUCACCUCGCUGUACUUCACCAUGACCAGCCUGACCAGCAUCGGCUUUGGAAACAUCGCGCCAAACACGGACGGAGAGAAGAUCUUUGCCGUGGCCAUGAUGAUGAUCGGAUCGCUGCUCUACGCCACCAUCUUCGGUAACGUCACCACCAUCUUCCAGCAGAUGUACGCCAACACCAAUCGUUACCACGAGAUGCUCAACAGCGUGCGAGACUUCCUGGAACUCUACCAGGUUCCCAAAGGCCUCAGCGAGCGCGUGAUGGACUACAUCGUGUCCACGUGGUCCAUGUCCCGCGGCAUCGACACGGACAAGGUGCUGCAGAUCUGUCCUAAGGACAUGCGCGCAGACAUCUGCGUCCACCUCAACAGGAAGGUGUUCAAGGAGCACCCGGCGUUCCGCUUGGCCAGCGACGGCUGCCUGCGAGCGCUCGCCAUGGAGUUCCAGACGGUGCACAGCGCGCCGGGCGACCUCAUCUACCACGCCGGCGAGAGCGUGGACAGCCUCUGCUUCGUGGUGUCGGGGUCACUGGAGGUCAUCCAGGACGACGAGGUGGUGGCCAUUUUAGGUAAAGGCGACGUGUUCGGCGAUGUCUUCUGGAAGGAGAUGACUCUGGCUCAGGCCUGCGCUAACGUGCGAGCAUUGACCUACUGUGACCUUCACAUCAUCAAACGGGACGCUCUGCAGAAGGUGCUGGAGUUUUACUCCAACUUUGCAAACCACUUUGCCCGAAACCUCCUGCUCACCUACAACCUGAGGAAGAGGAUUGUCUUCCGGAAGAUCAGUGACGUGAAACGUGAGGAGGAGGAGAUGUUGAAGCGGAAGCACGAGGCUCCUCUGAACCUCCCUCCUGAUCACCCGGUCCGAAAACUCUUCCAGCGUUUCCGUCAGCAGAAGGAAGCUCGACUGGCCGCGGAGCGUGUCAGUCAGGGCACCGGCGACGUGGAACAGGGCGUCGUUGGUGAAGAGCAGCCGAGGGGUCCAGAGGUUCUGGCCUCCACCAGUAUCGUCAUGGUGACAGAGAGUCCUGCCACACCCUCGUCUUCGUCAACGUCCACCACGUCCUACUCAUCCAGGACCUCCAGUCGAGUGAUGCUCAACACUCCUGCCGCCCAGAACGGAAACCUCACCGGCUGCAAAUCAGCAGAACCUACUAAGGCUAAAGGCUGGGGACGAUUCAAGGAGUCGGUCGUGAAGGCAGAGUCAUGGAGCAGCGUCUCCAAGGCGGAGUCCAUGGAGACGCUGCCUGAUAGGACUAAGUCUCACGACGAGAUGUCCCUCAAGAAAACUGACUCGUGCGACAGUGGCAUCACAAAGAGCGACCUCCGUUUGGACAACGUUGGCGACGUCAGGACUCCGCAGGACAGGAGUCCGGUUCAGUCGGACGAGAAGAGGGUCUUCUGUCCGAUACCGGAGCAGAGCGUGCAGGCGUCUGUCCUCGAGCUGAAGCAAGAAUUAAGAGGAGACAUCAGAUCUUUGAACAGUCGCAUGGAGGCACUGGAGAGCCAGUUAGCCGAGAUGCUCCGACUUCUCAAAUCCAGGAAGUCGUCAGGUUCCUUCUUUGAGAUAUCGCGGCCGCCGUCCCCCGACUCCGAUAAGGACAGCUUGUCCUAACCCGGACACGGAGUUGGUCACCUCUGACGCCGGGGUCAACGCUGACAGAAGCACUUUAUUACGUUCGUAGCAUUAUUGGAAUGACGUCAAACUUGAAGGUGGAAGACUUCGAUCGCGUAUUUGGUCGGAUUUUCUACGCAAACAUUCACAUUGGCACCUUUGGUCGUCGGGAGGGUUUGUCUCCCGGCCACAGUCACGUGAUAUCGGCAAUAAUAACAGAUGGUUUUAAUGUUCCUGUCUCGACCAGGACUUCGUCACUGUGAUCCAGCGACUCUGACGCGACCUCACGAAGUUUGGUCCACAAAGUCGGGUUCAGUUUCCUGAUACUGGAGCGGUCAGUUCUCAUCGGCUGUCAAUCAAAGAAAGGAUUAUGCACUUCAAACAAGCGGCCGUGUGUCAUGUGACAUAGUUUGUGAAUGUCUACGUCCAUAAAAACGUUCUCUGGUUCCACAGAUUGUCGGUUGUCUCUUGUGAUUGUAUGUAAUGUAAACACAGUCUCUCAGUGGGCGGAGUCUGUGAAGCUGCUUUACUUUCUGACUAAAUCACUGUGUUGGAUUCAGUGGUACGUCGCCAUCGUAAUUCCAGACAGCGCCACCUAGUGCAUGGUCCCCGUUCUUACGUGAGGAAUUAUUAUUUUCUCUUUUUCUCCAGAAAGAAUCACAUUUUUAAAAAAGCGUAUAUUAUAAUGAAAAUAUAUGUCGGGUUUUCUGCAUGUGCCCGGCGUAAUGGCUUGACCACGCCCCCUCAAACGCUAACCUCUGCAACAUAUUUCACGUACAGUAGAUGAACAACGUGUCUGUUAGAGUUAUAGAUUUUAAUCUUUUGGAAUUUAGUGGUGAUUUUUUUACGAUAAAUAGUCGCAGAGCGUUUAAGAACGUUCUAGAAUUUUUACCAUUUUCAUUGGAAGUCGGAACUGGAGUGGCGUCACUUCUGAGUUCCGACCACAUUACAGUUCAGUAUCUUGGGCUAGCCUCCGUUAGCAACGUCGCAACUCUCCUACGAUUAAAAACAGUUUACGACGAUUUACUGUGAAACCAAUGAGAAACAAAAGUGCGAUUAACGGUAAAAGUAGUCGAGUGUUUUUACGAUCUCGGAAUCCUAUGUCGGGGUUUGUUUGAAACGUCUGACUACGACUGGAACGCACAGUUAAUCAGACUGACUUAAAGUCGUUAAAGGGGCGUGUCCAUGCUGUAACUUCACUGUGAUUCUGAAAACAUCUACAUGACAAUAUAAUCGUAUCGCCCCCUGCUGUUUCUUCUACUUAGUUUGGAUUCUCUGUGUCAGUUUUUCUGAACUGCAC